CGCAAUGGCGGACAGACGCAUACUGAUUCCCGCGCGCGCCAAAUUCAAAAACUGAACCGAAUUCUAGUCAUUCCAAAUUUAAAUGUAAGACUGAUCUUGACAACUAUGGGACCUUCCAAUUCCAACUGACUUUGCUUCAUUAUUUAAUAGUGACUGAUAUUAGUUUAAUUGUAUAAAACAAUGUGAAUAAAAAUGACUGGUGGCAUUGUGUUAUGACAUGACGGAAUAUAUGACAUAUUUUGACUGGAUAGUGUAUGACGAAAUGUGACAUGACAGUGACUGGACUAUGGAUUGACUAAACUGACUUUCCGGAGCGGUGCAGCAGUGGCGACGGUGAUGACCUGGAGAGUCGCACUGAAGAGGAGCGGUUCCCGACCGCCAGCGCGCUGAGGCAGUCUCCGCUGCUGGAGCACUGUCCUCUCCGGAAGCCCACCAAAUGUCCACCGGCUUCUAAAAGAUACCGCACCCACGACGGGACCUGCAACAACUUGAGUCGCCCACGAUGGGGCUCCACCAUGACUCCGGUCCAACGGUUCCUGCAGCCAUCUUACUCUGACGGCAUCCAAGCUCCACGGCGAUCUGUCUUUGGGGGGAAACUACCGUCGGCAAGAGAGAUCAGUUCCCUCGUCCACGAGAGCAAGAACGUGGAGUCCCCGGGGAUCACGCACCUGCUGAUGCAGUGGGGGCAGUUCCUGGACCACGACGUCACGUCCUCCUCCCAGACCAGGGGGUUCAACGGGUCCGUGCCCAGGUGCUGCAAGGACGGGGGGAGGGAUGUCGUUCCUAAGGAGCUUUUGCACCCCGAGUGCCUCCCAAUCGAGGUUCCACCAUCAGACCCGUUCUACGGACCCCGCGGAGUCCGCUGCCUUGACUUCGUGCGGUCUUCUCCCGCCCCCCGCGACGACUGCGCCCUGGGCUGGCGCGAGCAGCUGAACCAGGUGUCCGCCUAUAUAGACGGGUCACCGGUGUAUGGCAGCUCCGCUAGGCAGUCGGAUAAAUUGAGGUUGUUGAGGAACGGCAUGCUCCAAUACGGUCGAGUCCAACAACGCAGGCCGGUCCUUCCCCCGGAGCGCCGCGACGAGCUGUGCCGGGGGGGAGCUGUCUCCACGGAGUGCUUCAAGUCGGGGGACGCCAGGGUCAACGAGCAGCCUGGACUGGUGGCCCUGCAUAUCGUGUGGCUGAGGCAGCACAACAGGAUGGCUCAAGAAUUAGCACAUCUGAAUCCCCACUGGAGUGACGAGAAGAUCUACCAGGAGACUCGAAAAAUCGUUGGCGCUAUGAUCCAGCAUAUAACUUACAGGGAAUUUCUGCCCAUUAUACUAGGAACGGAGGUGAUGAGACUUUUCGAGCUGGAGCCCCAGAAGAAAGGAUUCUACAAGAACUACAAUCCGAAAAUCAACUCCAGCCCGGCGAGUUCCUUCGCCUCGGCCGCCUUCAGAUUCGGACACAGCCUCGUCCAAGGGUCACUGAUGCGAUUCGACAGAUUCCAUAGGCCUAUGCAUAACAAUGUGUCUCUACAUAACGAGCAGACUAACCCAUCCAACAUCUGGAGCAUGGGGGCAGUUGACAGACUACUCUUUGGCAUGGUGAACCAACCCAUACAAAAACGAGAUGAAUUCAUCACAGAAGAACUAACGAACCAUUUGUUUCAAACUCCUCAUUUCGACUUCGGAAUGGAUUUGGCUGCUAUAAACAUACAGAGAGGGAGAGACCACGGUGUAGCGCCUUAUACGUCGUGGAGAGAGCCAUGUGGGCUAUCAGCCAUCCAGGAUUUCCAAGAUCUGUUCAGAGUGAUGCCAGCACGGGCUGUGAGGAAACUGCAAGUUUUGUACAAACACGUAGAUGAUAUAGACUUGUUCACUGGGGGCAUGUCUGAGAGACCAGUAGUAGGUGGUCUUGUAGGACCAACUUUCGCGUGCAUCAUAGCACAACAGUUCUCAAACUUGCGAAAGGGAGAUCGAUUUUGGUAUGAAAAUGGGGGUUUUGAAUCAUCUUUUACUCCAGCGCAGCUUCAGCAAAUACGAAGAAUUUCCUUCGCACAAGUGCUAUGCCAUACUUUAGAUACUAUUGACAAUAUCCAACCAUUUGUAUUCCUAUCCCCUGAUAAUCCUGACAAUGACAGAAUAUCAUGCCAAAAUGGUUUACUCAAUAACUUUGACUUGUCUCCCUGGAUAGAACUACAUUCUGACUCUAACAAUGACAUUAGUAAAUCUGACGAAGAAACCAGUACACAGAAACCCAAACGAACUAAACCUACGACAACUACAAUUAAACCAACUACUACGACUAAAUCUACUACUACAUCGAAACCUAGCUCAACGACUAAAAAGUCUAAUAAAAUUUCUGCAGUCGCUUCAAACAAAAUAGUACAAAAUCGACCUCUUACUUCUACUAAGACUAAUGUCACAAAAACAGACAACAUCGCCAAAGAUGGACUUAACAAUAAUAACAACUCCACUGAAAACGUUGACGAAGACCAAUUCACUAUCUCUUUACCGACUGAUAAAAAGAUGAACGAUAACGUGACUGCUCAAAAAAUUGAUGACAAACUUGACUUUAAAAACAAGAGCCGAAGAUACGAUAACUCUGAUAGAACCAAGGUUAGACAUAACAUUAAACAGGACCAAACCAAGGCCUACGACUAUGACUAUGACGACAGAAACGAUGAUAACGUACAUCACGUGCAAUCUGUUGUUAUAAAUAACUUACCACAAAAAAGACCGUACCACAGACCAGUGAUGACUGUCACUGAAAAUACUAACAAAUAUACGUACUUGAUUAACUAUGUUCCCCGGCCAACUGAAUCAUGGCGUAGGACUACUAGAAAAAGCUUUGACAGAGACGUAGUAAAGGUGACUUACCAAACUUACGACGACACUUACAGACGACCUAACAAACCAUAUUACUACAACAGACGUGACGAAUUGACUAACGAUCCUGCUAUUGACUCAAGACAUAGAACAAACACACAGACAACUAACAAAGCCCAAUUUCACUCCUCUGCCAGAUCCAAUGACGAAGAAACGAUACUGACAACAACAAAAGCUAAAAUAACUGACAAACCCGAAAAUAACGUAAUUUCGACGACUGAAAACUUAUAUAAAUUAGUGACCUUUGGCUACGUAGGAAAUUAUAAGGGUAACGACAAAACUACAGAGACAGACUUGAACUUAGAAAAAUCUAAAAACAAUAAAGAUGUAAAUCUAGAUAGUAUAAGUAAGGACUUUUCAACUUUUGUAACAAAAGAGCCCGACGUAUCAUUUGACGAAACUGACAAAAAAACUAACAACAUGAAACUUUCAACGUUUUUCUUUUAUGAUACUGCAACAAAACCCUACAAUAACUUACCAAGACCGACUAGACGGCAUGACAAUGACUAUGGACCAAAUAUAAAUGCCAAAACAAAAUACUAUUACAUAAAAAACGUUUUGCAUAAAUAUCCAGACACUGACUCUGUUGAAAUUGGUAAAACUACUUAUAAUAGAAAUAAAGGCACGUCCAAAGAUACAGUUAAAUAUCCAGAAGUUGACAUAGAAGAAAGAUCGUCAGCAAACAAGUUAGCGCUUUUGGAUGAAAUCGAAUCUAAAUCAGACAGAAUGAGAUUGAAAAUAAGGAAAAAGCCUAAUACAAGCAAUGCCAAAACACCUUCUGUGGCAUUUGAAGUCAUUCCCAGUGAAAACAGUCCAUCACAAUGGGCAGUCUACGAGGAAGACGAUAGUCUCCCAGAAGGCCUGCCGCACCGCAUGCCUCCGAUACACACGGACCCUUACGCGCUGAAGGAAAUCCCCAAACCAAUGAAUUUGAACAACUUGAGGAGACGAAGACCAGGAAGAUUUUGAUAAUUAUAGUGACUUAUAUAAGAAUGUAAAAUGACAAUGCCUGAUCUGAAGUAAUGACGGAACAAUGACUGAACAACUAUAGCUACUGACUUUACAAUUUAUAAAAACAUGUUAAGGUAACUCACGAUAACAUAAUACUAGAUUUACAAACUAGAUUGUGUAAAGACUGACGAUAAAAUUAUACUUGAAUUAACGACUUUGAUGACACAAGUAAUUGUGCUUAAGACGUAACUAUAACAGACUCUGACAACGACAAUACUUACCAAACUGACUAUUCGACAAUAUUUCAAGCAAUAAGGUAUUGUAAGAAACCAUAAAAACAAUAAAUUUUAUUGUUUCUUUGUAAUAUCUUUAUUGCAUAGAAAUUUACGCAGUUACAAGAAAAUAGUACAUACUUUGUUAUAAGAGAAACAAAUCAAUUAAUUUUAAUGACUAAUGGUUUAACUUGACUGACUAUUUACAAAACUUGACCAAUUGUUUAAAUACUUGACAGAUUCUUUAAUUGACAACUAGAUAAUGACCGGAAUUACCUACUUGAAUUGCUACUUAUGACUUGAUUGAAGCAUUUACUGAGAAAAAGAACGGAUGAUAACUUUUAGCUAAAAACACCUAGGUACGUGGUAGUCAUUUUUAUCUUUUAAGAUAUAUAUUCUUCCUAACGUAAACAAUCAAAAUAGGACAUACAUUUUUGUACAUUAUAUUACAACGACAACGAGUCAGUCAUGACUUAUGACUUUAGCAUUUACUAUGACACGACACUAUUAUUACAGUGUUUCAAUUAAUGAAUCAACUACAAAAUGACAAUAACAAAAUGACAACUAAAUACAAUAUAACAAUUACAUAAUGACACUACAACAUGACAAUUACAAAAUGACAACUACAACGUGACAAUAAUAAAAUGACACUACAAUAUGACGAUUACAUAAUGACAACUACAAUAUGACAAUAAUAAAAUGACACUACAAUAUGACGAUUACAUAAUGACAACUACAACAUGACAAUAAUAAAAUGACACUACAAUAUGACGAUUACAUAAUGACAACUACGACAUGACAAUUACAAGAUGAUAAAGACAAAAUGGUAACAAUAACAUGUCAAUAACAAAAUGACAACCACAACAUGACAAUGACAACUUGA
Messenger RNA from Amyelois transitella, 4976 nucleotides. RefSeq names its product peroxidasin homolog. Gene Ontology annotation, biological process: response to oxidative stress. NCBI's taxonomy places the organism in Eukaryota, Metazoa, Arthropoda, Insecta, Lepidoptera, Pyralidae. Gene Ontology annotation, molecular function: heme binding; peroxidase activity. The record is from RefSeq and is a predicted model, not a curated record. The transcript is spliced from 11 exons. Bases 516 to 3839 code for a protein of 1107 amino acids.